AUCAGCGUAAUGUUCCUGGGAUUGACAGUGCCUACCUGGCAAUGGAUACAGAAGAAGGUGUGGAGGUGGUUUGGAAUGAGGUCCAGUUCUCAGAGCGCAAGAACUUCAAACUCCAGGAGGAGAAGGUGAGAGCUGUCUUCGACAAUCUGAUUCAGCUGGAGCACCUGAAUAUUGUGAAGUUCCACAAGUACUGGGCUGAUGUCAAGGAGAACAAGGCCAGGGUCAUCUUUAUUACGGAGUACAUGUCCUCUGGUAGCUUGAAGCAGUUUCUAAAGAAGACAAAGAAGAACCACAAGACCAUGAAUGAGAAAGCCUGGAAGCGCUGGUGCACCCAGAUCCUUUCUGCUCUGAGUUAUCUUCAUUCCUGUGACCCCCCCAUCAUCCACGGGAACUUGACGUGUGACACCAUCUUCAUCCAGCACAAUGGGCUGAUCAAGAUUGGCUCAGUCUUUCAUAGGAUUUUUGCUAAUGUUGCCCCCGACACCAUCAACAACCACGUGAAGACGUGUCGUGAGGAGCAGAAGAACCUCCACUUCUUUGCUCCGGAAUAUGGCGAAGUGGUUCACGUCACGACAGCGGUGGACAUCUACUCGUUUGGGAUGUGUGCGCUGGAGAUGGCAGUGCUGGAGAUCCAGGGCAAUGGGGAGUCCUCCUACGUUCCCCAGGAAGCCAUUAACAACGCCAUUCAGUUGCUGGAGGACCCCCUGCAGCGGGAGUUCAUUCAGAAGUGCCUGGAACCCCAGCCCGGCAGGCGACCCACGGCCCGGGAGCUCCUCUUCCAUCAGGCCCUCUUUGAAGUCCCUUCCUUAAAGCUUCUGGCUGCUCAUUGCAUCGUGGGCCAUCAGCAUAUGAUUCCGGAGAACGCGCUGGAGGAAAUGACAAAGAACCUGGACAUGAGCGCCGUGCUGGCCGAGAUCCACCACGCUGACCGCGAGGGUGUCCGCAUGAUCUUCUCCCAGUCUCCAGCGCUGGAGCUGGACAAGUUCCUGGAGGAUGUGAGGAAUGGCAUCUACCCCCUCACUGCCUUCGGCCUGCCCAGACCUCAGCAGCCGCAGCAAGAGGUGGUGAAAUCCCCCAUUGCACCCCCCUCGGUUAAGACGCCGACGCCAGAGCCGGCGGAAGUGGAGACACGCAAAGUGGUGUUGAUGCAGUGCAACAUUGAGUCCGUAGAGGAGGGGGUGAAGCAUCAUUUGACGUUGCUGCUGAAACUGGAAGACAAGCUGACCCGGAACUUGAGCUGUGACCUGCUGCCCAGUGACAAUAUCCAGGAGCUGGCGGCUGAACUGGUCCAGCUGGGAUUCAUCAGCGAGGCUGAUCAGAGUCGGCUUAGCUGCUUACUUGAAGAGGCGUUCAACAAGUUUGUCUACUCGCGGAAUGGAGGGAUGGCGACCGUCACUGUAUCGACCUAAGGCCCCCUUGCCAGCCAGCGUUGCCCCCCGCCUUCCUCCCUCGGAGGAGAGGGCUGCCCAGAAGGCCUUCUUCUGCCGCCGUUGCUGCGCCUGCUCCGCCACCGCCGUUGCUCUUUUGGGUGGGCCCCCUGCACGUGUGGUUGCUGGAGGGCCCCGCAGACAAUCGCUGCCGCUGUCGGGGGGAAAGAAGGCACAGCCGGUGGGGCAGGAAGGGGGCUGUGUGCCUUGUCAGUAUUAUUUCCCCGGGCCAGUGGCCCCCCCCCCCCCCAGCUCAUGCAUGGAGUUUUCUUUGGCUUGAAUUGUACAGAGGUUUUUUUUUGCACAGCACAGAGAUGUCUGUCUUGUUAUUUAAGGAGGGAGGGAGGGCGGGAGGGGCUCAUUCCCACCCCACCGUUUCUUGGCCUCUCCUUAUGCCCACCAUCUCCACCACUAAGGUCACUCUGCCCACCUCAGCCCCACAUGCACACCUCCUUUGUGGCACGCUUUGCACCACCGAGCGGCGAGGCUCCCUUGGGGCCCCAGCGUAGGCUGGCAGGCAGACAGGUGAGCGAGCGAUCGAGCGAGCAGGCGGACGGGCUCCCAGUGCAGUAGGCAGGAGGGGCCACCAGGAUGGAGGGGUAGCCAUGGAGUUUUGUGUGUGUGUGCGUGUGCAAAAGUGAGAAACCGCCUCUUCUCUGGUAUGUGGGGCUGGGCCAUGAAAGAGGCCUCCCCUUUCCUGGGCCAUGGACGCUCCAUGUGUUGUUUCUGUUCCUAUUUUUAAUAAACCAUUUUGUAAAUAAGCA
Molecule: messenger RNA, 2191 nt
Organism: Pogona vitticeps (central bearded dragon)
Lineage: Eukaryota; Metazoa; Chordata; Lepidosauria; Squamata; Agamidae
Source: RefSeq, a predicted model, not a curated record